UACUUCCUAGGUCUGUUUCUGGGCAGUUACUAUUAUCCUAGCUCAAGCAAAUGCCCAGUCUAAAUUUUCUGAUCUGUUAAUCUGUAAUUCUGGUCAUAAAUGAAUGUCCCCAUUAGACCUUGGACCCCCUCUACAAGAUAUGUAACCCCUACAUGGAAAGAAGUGGAUGAAUGCACUACACACAAAGAAAGGAAAAUUCACCUUGAUGCUCUUCUCUUCAUCGGAGCCUUCGGUCUUGAGGUAGGCCUUGUCCUCGUCGGUUCCCUCGACGCUCAGGAAGCAGUUGGUGGUGUGGCCGAUGCCGCUGGGCAGCACGCGGUCCCUCAGCAUGGCAUUCACCACCGUGCUCUUCCCAUUGCUGGUCCUGGAAGGGAGAACACACUACCAGUAAUUCUCCAAACACAGAGUUUGUGGAAGCAUGAUGUGGGAUGGAUAAACAGAAAGGACACUCAACUAUGGCCUCUAAUGACCCUCACCUUCUGGACCCCCCUGGUGACCCCCAGCCAGGUGAUCUCAUUGAGAUCUUCAGACCAGCCUAUCAGCACUGGGCUCUCUACCUGGGCGAUGGGUACAUCAUCAACUUAACACCUGUUGAUGAGGGUCCAGCAGCUGCCAUGUCCAGUGUAAAAUCAGUGUUCAGCCGCAAGGCGGUGGUACGCAUGCAGCUGCUGAAGGAGGUGGUCGGAGGUGACUCAUACCGUGUCAACAACAAGUACGAUGACGACCACACACCCCUGCCUGUCUCUGAAAUCAUCCAGCGUGCUCAAGUGCUCAUUGGCCAGGAAGUGUCUUAUGACCUCCUGGGCAGCAACUGUGAGCACUUUGUCACGCUGCUGCGCUACGGGGAGGGGGUGUCUGAACAGGCAACACGGGCAAUAGGGGCCAUUGGUUUGGUGACGGCUGCAGCCAGUGCCUUUUCUGUGCUGGGACUCAUCAACAACCGGUCAAGAAACAGGCCUUUCUGAUAGCUGUCUUCCUCUCUGCAUUGAUGAGCAUAUUUCUAUUACUAAUAUGGCCAACAUGACUAAACUUAAAAUGAAAAUUGAUGACAAUAAAGGCAAUUGCAUUUCAAAAUAAAAUAAAUUAA
This is a messenger RNA of Gadus chalcogrammus (walleye pollock), 1087 nucleotides long. Its product is annotated as phospholipase A and acyltransferase 1-like. The transcript has 5 exons. Lineage: Eukaryota; Metazoa; Chordata; Actinopteri; Gadiformes; Gadidae. Gene Ontology annotation, biological process: N-acylphosphatidylethanolamine metabolic process. Gene Ontology annotation, cellular component: cytoplasm. The record is from RefSeq and is a predicted model, not a curated record. Bases 429 to 965 code for a protein of 178 amino acids. Gene Ontology annotation, molecular function: glycerophospholipid phospholipase A1 activity; A2-type glycerophospholipase activity.